CAGAGGUAGAGAAAUAUUUUUCAAGUGCAUACGACAAGGAGGAUUUCCUUUUGCUGCCUGGAGCUCAGUUCUCCGAGCUUUCCGCGAUGAAGAUCAACGUCGCGUUUUUGUUUGCUUGCAUUUGCUCCGCAUCCGCGGCCACAUCUUUGAUUGAUAAAUGGGGCCGAUGCAAAAUUAGUGACCCAAAUCUGAAUGAAUGCUUAAGUAAAGCAUGUAAAAACAUGGUUGUGGAUCUAAGACCAGGAAACACAGAGCAUGGGAUUCCGCCAUGGGAGCCGUUUCACAUAAAUAAGAUGGUCCUGAAAUCUGGAGGUAAAGGUCCGGUCAACAUGGAGAUGACCAUGGAAGACACCACGUGUACCCAUAUCUCUGAAUACUCCGAUCUAGUUGUAGACGCAUCAAAUUUGAAGAAUAUGGUGUUGAAGAUGAGGCUAACGAUUCCUAUAAUGAACAUCACAAGCAAGUACACAAUGAAGGGGCAAAUGUUAUCGAUACCAAUCAAAGGAAAAGGGGACGCCAAAAUGCAUUUAUCUGGACUGAAACUGGACAUAAUUCUGAAAGGCAAACCGCUCAUGAAGGAUGGCAAAACGUAUUGGGAAGUCAAUGUUUUUGAAGUAGUGUUUAACCCAACUAAGGCGAAAUUUGAGUACACUGGUCUCUUCAACGGUGACAAAAAAUUAGGUGAGGCGACGAACAAAGUGCUCAACGACAACUGGAAAUUGAUGAACAAGGAAUUCCAACCUUACAUCAGCUCCGAGUUCGGAAAAACGGCGAUUCCGAUUGCCAACGCUAUCACUCAGAUGGAGCCUUUCGACGAGAUGUUCCCGAAAUGAACACGAAAAAAGCUCCGCAAAUCAGGGAUGAUCUACGGAAGCUGAGAUCACAGAAGUUAUUGCCGGUUCCAGAGCGAAUUGCCACCGCGUCAAAUAAAGAACAAACUUUCAACUUGCAUGAAAUUGAGGACUUUGAUGCGAAAAGAGCGCUUCUCAGUUUCAGUCUUUUAAAAUUGGACUACAUUUUUCAAUAAGAAAUCACAGUUUGUGGCUCACACAUAAAAAACCUAUCUACAUAGAGAAACUAACACGAAUGUUGUAUCUCUAAUGAGCUAUAAAUCGUAGUUCCCAAAUGCAAAAUGUGGUCCAAUUUUCUUUUACAUUUUUACUCCCUCUGGGAAAGCGGGCUUGGAAAGGGAUGGAAAUUAUUCCUUCCCAAAUAAUAUUUUCAGCACAAAUCUCAAACUCCAUUAACGCGUCGCGUAGUGCUCCUGCAAAAAAAAACGUUCCUCAAAGGCGAUUCUGAAAGCAGGUAAAUGCUUUUUCCGCACCCAAGUCCUUAGUUACCCUGAGAUACUUUCAACCCUUUACGAAGUAUUGCUGUAUUUUAGUUAUCAUAAUCAGUUUUUGUGAUUUUGAAUAAAAUCUGAUUCUCAUAAUUUUGUUUCCUGUUGAAUAAAAAACAUACCUGCAACUGUGA
Messenger RNA from Bemisia tabaci, 1473 nucleotides. RefSeq names its product protein takeout. The record is from RefSeq and is a predicted model, not a curated record. Lineage: Eukaryota; Metazoa; Arthropoda; Insecta; Hemiptera; Aleyrodidae. Gene Ontology annotation, biological process: multicellular organismal reproductive process.